AUGUCAAACGCAAUUGUAGCCGCUGUGCUGAAACGAAUCGUAAAAAACAAAAACAUCGUCGCUCGGGUUGCGAAAAUUUCAACCCGUUCCGGAAUGUCGUCGGAAAACAAAUCCCCGUUGCUGGAGCGGGCCCGUAACACAGUGCCUCAUCUCGACACGGACCGGCACAAGGGACAGGCGGGCCGGAUCGGCAUCGUGGGCGGUUCGCUCGAGUACACCGGGGCACCGUACUUUGCAGCGAUAAGUGCACUGAAGGUGGGCGCGGAUCUGGUGCAUGUGUUCUGCCCGGAUGCAGCCGCACAGGUGAUCAAAUCGUACAGCCCGGAGCUGAUUGUGCAUCCGUUGCUUGAUUCGAACAACGCCAUCAUUCAGAUCGAACCGUGGCUAGAGCGACUGCAUGUGCUCGUCAUCGGACCGGGGCUUGGGCGGAACCGACAGAUUAUGCAAACGGUGGCGGAGUUGAUCAAAAUCUGCCGCCAGCUACAGAAGCCGCUCAUCAUCGAUGCGGACGGACUGUUUAUAAUCACGCAGGAUAUUAGCUUGGUGAAGGAUUACUACGGCGUGAUACUGACACCGAACGCCAUCGAGUUUUGCCGGCUGUUUGGCAAGGAUCGUGAUCAAAUAAUGCUUUCGCUGGGCCGACUCGGUGCCGGUGUGACUGUGAUCGAAAAGGGCCUAAACGAUCGGAUCUACGACUCGCUAUCGCUCGAGAAGUACGAAUGCCCACAGGGCGGUUCCGGGCGGCGCUGUGGUGGUCAGGGAGAUUUGCUGGCCGGAUCGUUGGCCACCUUCUACUAUUGGGCGUUGGAGUCGAAGCAAGAAAUUAGCCCGGCCAUGGUGGCCUGCUUUGCGGCCAGUACACUCACGAAGACGUGCAACAAGUAUGCGUACAAGCUGAAAGGACGCAGCAUGACCUGCACCGACAUGAUCGACCAGAUUCAUCCCGUGUUUGACGAUCUAUUUGAGCACAAGAAGGAUUAGGGAUGGUCGCACCGGAGCUGCCAUCGUUCGGAUCGUUCGACGAUGGUGCUCAUUUAUGGAUACCUCAGGUCUACACGUUCUCUUCUGAUCGUCACCAUUAGCGUUACCGUCAGUGUGCUCGUUGUUGUUUUCGUGUAUUUUAGCUCCGGCAGUCUGGUUUGACGACUGGUCAACAUUCCCCACACUCUCAGCAAUGCAACGAAACGGAAUGGCAUGAAAUCGAAUCGAAGAAGCGAAGAAAAUGAAAUCGCAGUCAAUUUUGUUGCAACGAAUAAACUCGCGACUAGCUACGGGAUGGAAUGUUGAUUUCUAGGCGCAUUCUAAAGGUGAUGGUAUUUUAGUAGCGCGCUAAUUUUAAUAAUAUUAGGGCCAACAGCCUACGGAUCCGGGAUAGGAGUUUUAAAUGAAAGAUGCAGGGGUAUCAGUCUGAAUUGUUUAGGUCAUCGUCUCAUAAAUCACGUCUCACCAAGUACGGCAAAGCUGAUUUGAAAUCGGAUGAAUAGUUGCGUACGUAUCAACGUUUUUGCACGGUUUUUGUAACUUACUCAAUUAGUGGUGGAACUAAACAUACGAAAAAAAAACCCUAUCUUUGGCUUUGUCCUAUUAAAGGGAAAGUGACAAUUAUAA
Molecule: messenger RNA, 1608 nt
Organism: Anopheles moucheti
Lineage: Eukaryota; Metazoa; Arthropoda; Insecta; Diptera; Culicidae
Gene: Naxd
Product: ATP-dependent (S)-NAD(P)H-hydrate dehydratase
Exons: 1
Coding region: 1-981 (326 amino acids)
Biological process (GO): metabolite repair
Molecular function (GO): ATP-dependent NAD(P)H-hydrate dehydratase activity
Source: RefSeq, a predicted model, not a curated record